AAAAGUACUUAUUCUUUAUUUUGGGAUCUUUAAUUUGGGAUCACAGCAGAAGCGCCGCUGACAGGAGAAGGAAGCGGGAACUUCAAGCCCAUCCAGCGCACCAACAAUGAAACGCAGAAUUAUUUGUUAAACCUCCCACUAACAACUUGUGAUUUAAAGGUCACUUCAGAAAAGGAAUCAAGGUCAGGCACCGAUAAUCCCGCAUCGGAGGCGGCCUUCCGUUUCUCCCCGUAGCUGCGCGUUACGGCGGCGCCGGGUGGGGACAGGGUUGCGAGGCCCCCCCUGCCCUCCCACGACAGGGCACGGCACAGCACGGGACGGUAAGGCCCGGACACCCUCCGCUUCCACGCAUGACGCCGGGCCACUCGCGCGAUCCCAGGUCCACGUGGAAGACCGGGGUGCCCCGAUCCCCGCGGUAUAACCGGCGGCUGCCGCUCGGGGGCAGCGGGGCGGGGCGACAAGUUCCCCAAACUUUGCCUCUUCGGAGCGGACCCGACCUCCCAGCCGGCUCAAUUUCUAGCCCCGGCCCGGCUCCCGACCCCCGCAUCCAGCGCGACGGCGCCCCUCCCUUCCCGGCGGACCGCGGGCCGGGCCCCCCCGCGGUCGCCGCCUACCCCGCCCGUCGGGGGCGGGCAGGGGGAGGAGCGCGACGGGCCGGGCGGCGCCGGAGGGGCUAGGGGGAGCUGUGCACCUGGUACGGCGGGGCGGCAGCGCGGCGAAGGAAGGAGCGGCGCUGUCCGCCGCCUGCGAAAGCUUCUCCCCGCCGUUAGUCAGCGCUGGUCUCGCUGCUUCUCUCUCCUCCCGCCCCUUCGGCGCGGAGCUGGGCUUUCGCUCCUGUUCCCCUCGGGGCUGGCGGCAGCGAGUCCUCCUUGUUCUCCUCCUCCGUCUUCCCCCCGGGCCCUAUGGCUUCGUCCGGCAGCGGCAUGGAGGAGGUGCGCGUCUCGGUGCUGACCCCGCUGAAGCUCGUGGGGCUGGUGUGCAUCUUCCUGGCGCUGUGCCUGGACCUGGGAGCCGUGCUGAGCCCCGCCUGGGUGACAGCGGAUCACCAGUACUACCUGUCCCUCUGGGAGUCCUGCCGCAAGCCCGGCAACUUGGACAGCUGGCUCUGCGAGUCCACGCUGCACAGCGACUGGCAGAUAGCUACUCUUGCUUUGCUGCUGGGUGGUGCUGCCAUUAUUCUCAUAGCUUUCCUGAUUGGGUUGAUCUCUAUCUGCGUGGGAUCUCGAAGGCGGUUCUACAGACCAGUUGCAGUCAUGCUCUUUGCUGCAGUUGUUCUUCAGGUGUGCAGCUUAGUCCUUUACCCAAUCAAGUUCAUCGAAACGGUCAGCUUGAAAAUAUACCAUGAGUUCAACUGGGGCUAUGGCCUGGCUUGGGGUGCAACUAUAUUUUCAUUUGGGGGCGCCAUUCUUUAUUGCCUGAACCCUAAGAACUAUGAAGACUAUUACUAGAAUCAUUUAAUGAAAAGAAAAAUAACAAAAGGAUUACCCCAUAUUUUCUAACUCACAGUUUUUUUAGAACACUUGUGGAGCACCAGUCUGCUCUGUUGAUAAAAUAGCCUUUGCCUUUUGGGUGUGAACACUGUAACCAGCUUUUACAACCAUUUAAAAGAACUGCAAACACUAGGAUUGGUGAUCUUACAUAGGCAGAUGCUGCAAGCUGCUGAUACAUAAGCUUCAUUUUUCUGACAACAAGCAAAAGGAUCUACGUGACAGCGAUCAUUGUGGAAAAACUAGUUGGAAUGAGAAUGCAAUGCCAGCAUCUGCUAUUGCCUUCAGGGGAGCAGCUGCUAUAGGCUCCAUUUAGAAGUUUCCAUGUAUCAUAGAGGAUUCAGAUGUCCGAUAAGCAGGCAAUGGCAUUGUGUACAAUAGGCUGUGUUGGCCCCUUGUUACUUGCUCAAAAAAGCUCUUAAGAAAUUAGUUGCAAGUGACUGUGUUGAGGGCAGUGAAUGUAACUGGUUAAUGACUUGUCUAAUAUCUACAUUCAACAGUCUUCUGGGAGAAGAAUAAAAAAAACCCCAAAACAAACAAGCCACCAACCUCACAGGAUUUCAUGAAUCUGUAAUUGAGAUCACUGUGCCAGCUGUAGCAGAUUGUUGAAGGAAGUCCAAACCUGGAGACAUGUGCCUCUGACUGUGUAGUUGGAAAUUGUCUCAGCUCCGAGUAUUUUGCUGGAAGGGUGGAGAUAGGGGAGAGCAGAAAAAGACCUCAUCUGUCAGUGGGGCAUCUAAAAUUAUGAAUGAAUUGUAGUUGUCCUAAAUACCCAUUUAACUUCCAAACACUGUCAUGAAAAAAAUACAUAUGGAACGAGUUCAAUUAUAUUUUUGAAAGAUAUUCGUUAGGAUAAAUAAAUAUAUAUAAUACAAAUAUAAAUGCAGAGGGAAAGAGAUGAUUAGUCUUAAAAUUGUAAUAUGAGCAGUGAUGCAAUGGUUAAAAUACUAACUUUGUGCACAUCUUUAAAGUCUUGGAUUGGUACCCUCAAUUUUGGUUGGUGUUGCAAAAUAAACAUAAAAUGGUUUGUCUUCUGUAUAUGCCCUUGUACAGGCUCUGUAUUAUGGGAAAUGCUUAAAAGUUCACAUCAAGUUAAGGUAGAACUGAACAAAGGAACUACUUGCUAUUCCAUGUGUAAUCUAGUACUUAUUAAAAAUUCUUUUGUAAGGCUGUUGCAAGGAAAAAAACUGCCAUUUUUUUAAAAAUCUAAUUAGGCUGUGAGUAUUUCUGAUCAUCAGCUGAGACCCCAUCAUGUCUAUGUUAAAACAUUAGUACUCUUGGUUUUAAAAGCUGAGUUUAUAAUGGACUGGCUGAUGAUCAUGUAGAUCUGAUUACUGCUUGCUUAGUAUGUUUCCCACUUAGAACAUCCAGAGGGCUGUACUCAUGAAAUGAAACCCAAGAUAAAGUAGAGAACUUUCACGUGGUUUUAGUCCGCAUCACUUUUAUUUUUGUUUACUAUUUGCUUAUUUGGAUAUUUUUAUUAAUUAUGAGCAUAUUUUUAUACAAUUCUAAUCUCUAGAAAUACCUAUUUUUUUUUUUUUAAUGGAGAAAUUUUAAAUAUAUUCUAUGUGGACCUCUGCAAAAGCAGAUAUGCUGGGGUUGCACAUUGACCUCUACACAAAUGGUUUUGCUGGUUCCACAGAAAAGACUGCUGAAUUACUCGAUGUUAAGACCACAUCUACAGUUUUAAUGCUUGUUCCACUCUUUGCAGGGGCAGAGGUUCUGCGAUGACUGCGGGAGGUUGUUGUGAAAGUAUUGCUGAUGUACAGAGAUGGUUUAUAAAACUCUGGGUCUCUCUGUUAAAUAUUUGUUACCAUGGCAGAGUAUUCCAUAUCAGCAGUCUUUUCAGGACCAGUGGUGAUUAAUUAGAUUAGUCAGAGCAAAAUGAUAGCGUGAGUUGGAAGGGAUUGUAGGGCAAUGCCUGGAGAACAAAAAGGGUGGGGACAACAAUUAGAUGCACUUGUUUUACAGGCACCAGACAACUUUGCUUUCUUUUCCUGAGACUGACUAAAGGUGGAUAUUCGGUAUAUAGUUAAGUCUGUAUCUUUCUGAACAGCUGUGUAAUUCUACUUUUAUUUAGCAGCAUGGAGAACAUUGAAGUUUGACAUGGGAUUUAGGUUAGCGCAGAGAAGUCCACUGUGAGAUGUCUGUACCUUUCUAGGAGGAUAGUGUUUUUGUGCUGACAUUGGGUGGCACUUCGCCUAGUGUAACAAGAAGGUACAGUGCUGACCCCAUAUCGUAUCCCACUAAUUUAUCAAAUCAUUUUUCUUUAUGUAGGGUUUGAGUGAAAACAACUGUCAAGCCGAAGGCAUAUGCAAAUUAGUGGCAUGCACUCCGAAAGUCAUCUGGCUGUGAAUUUGGAAGGUGUUCAGGCAAAAGAUUUACAAACAUGAAUGCCUAAAGAUAAGCUUCUUCAUUAAUAUUUGAGUCAGAGAUCUGAUUUUCAGUCUCAACACUUGUUUCCCCUUGAAUAUAAUGCAAUCUAUUAGGACCCACCUCUCAAACUCCUCAGGUCAUUUGCGUUUGGGCAUCUAGUAUAUAGGUUUAGAUACCUACCUUUAACUUAAGUUCAUACUGCUGUUUCCUUUUUCCUCUCCCCCUUACCAUUGCUGAUUUUGGCAAGCAUUCUGUUUCUCAGCACUGAACUGAAAGUAAAUACAACAUUAUGCUGAUUUUUUUUUUCCUAGCCACAAAAAGGAUACAUAUCUGUGUCUUGAUUGUAUGUAUGACAACUUAAUCAUUUUGUAUGUUGUGCUUGUGUCAUGGCACCCUUAUUUCAGUUGUUUGGCUUUAUCUCACAGGCAGGAUGAUUCUCUCACAAUGAAUCCAUUGGUUUUCUUCCAAAUAAAUAUAUAUAGCAAACUUGCAAGCAGGGCUAGUUAUUUGUAUUUUUUAAGCUUGAAGUAUACCGUCCGGUGCUGAUAAGUACCUAGCACCUCUUCUGGAUUUCUUGCACAACUUCAUUUAGCUUUUGUAAAUUUUAAAAACAAAUAUAGAGAGACCUAUGUGUUUGAAAUAUAAAUGAUAUAUAUAUGGAUUAGCAUGUAACUGUAUAUUAUUAAACAUGCAAUGAACUGACUGGUAAGUGAAGUCUAAUCUUAUGGCUAGCAAUGUAAUUUAUUCAGACUAUUUUUGUACAGCGCAGUGCACACUAACCUAUUGCCUCUGUGUCCUCUAUAAUGCCUAAAACUGUGCCUAGAAAUUCCAUUUCUGUCUUUAAAGGAAAAAAAAAGAUAACUAAACACUUCAUAUUGUUGAUGGUAUGGGUUUUUCUGAUGUUGUUAUUUAUUUUUGAGAAGUGUAUGGUAUGUUUAUUAAGUGAAUCCAUCAAAAUAUGGUUCGUUUUAAAUGGUCAUUGUUAGCAGAGAAAGACACAUGGGUUUUUUUAUCAAAACUUUUAAGUUUGCAGUUUUAAUACCAUUUCUGCAUUUCACGAUUUUUGUAGCUUACAUAAAGUUUUAUGUGAAAAAGUAACUGAAAUAAAAAAAAUCUGUUACAC
Strigops habroptila (Kakapo) is the source of this 4986-nucleotide messenger RNA. RefSeq names its product transmembrane protein 47 (gene TMEM47). The transcript has 3 exons. Lineage: Eukaryota; Metazoa; Chordata; Aves; Psittaciformes; Psittacidae. Gene Ontology annotation, biological process: cell-cell adhesion. The record is from RefSeq and is a predicted model, not a curated record. The coding region runs from base 903 to 1448 and encodes 181 amino acids. Gene Ontology annotation, cellular component: cell-cell junction; membrane.